Ruditapes philippinarum (Manila clam) is the source of this 3062-nucleotide messenger RNA. Its product is annotated as lipoamide acyltransferase component of branched-chain alpha-keto acid dehydrogenase complex, mitochondrial-like. Gene Ontology annotation, cellular component: cytoplasm; mitochondrion. Bases 58 to 1521 code for a protein of 487 amino acids. The transcript has 11 exons. Gene Ontology annotation, molecular function: acetyltransferase activity; lipoic acid binding. NCBI's taxonomy places the organism in Eukaryota, Metazoa, Mollusca, Bivalvia, Venerida, Veneridae. The record is from RefSeq and is a predicted model, not a curated record.
UACGGAUCUAGUACGGUUCAUGGAAAUUAUCCAGGGCAUCUGGAACCAGUCUAUAAAAUGGCAGCUAGAAGGAUUACUAAAAAUUGGCUACGUUUUGCUAAAAUACAUCAGAAUAAACCCACUGCCUCCUUGGUUUUUAAAAGAAACCUUUUAGAAAGACCUGCGACUCAUUGUCAAAGUGUACAGAAUAUUCAUGUUUCUGCAUGCCUGAAUGAACUGGUUCAAUUUAAUCUGUCAGAUAUAGGUGAAGGUAUCAGAGAGGUCCAGAUUAAAGAAUGGUACGUGAAUGAGGGUGACACAGUCAGUCAGUUUGACAGUCUAUGUGAGGUACAGAGUGACAAAGCCUCUGUUACUAUCACCAGUAGAUUUGACGGAGUUGUGAAGAAACUUUGCUACAAUAUAGAUGAUAUUGCCCUCGUUGGAAAACCACUUGUAGAGAUAGAAACAAAUGCGGCUGCCUCUUCAGAUGUGAAGGUUGAUAAAUUUGAGGAUGAUAGCUCCUCCUCCUCUUCAUCUAGUGACAGUGAUUCGUCCAUGAUGCAGAGGGUAAAAGGUCAUAAGGUAUUGGCCACACCCUCUGUCAGAAAAAUAGCAAUGGAAAAUAAGAUACGAUUAAGUGAUGUUGUUGGAACAGGUAGAGAUGGUAGAAUAUUGAAGGAGGACAUUGUAAGAUUCUUAGAUGGAAAACAGACUGCAGCUCCUAAACCAUCAAAAGACAUUAAAGUUGAGGUCAAACCAGAAAUAAAACGGGUACCGGAAAGAGCACCAGCUGAAAUUCCCGAAAUUGAUGUAACAUACCGGCCCCUGUCCGUGCUUGGUAAGGACCAUACUGAGGCAAUUAAGGGUAUACGUAAAGCUAUGGUGAAAACAAUGACCGCUGCACAAGCUAUACCGCACUUUGGUUAUUACGAUGAAAUUGAUAUGACAUCAUUAGUGAAAUUUAAACAAGAUGUGGGUGGAGAGAUGGCCAAAAGAGGUCUGAAGUUUUCUUACAUGCCGGUUUUUAUAAAGGCAGCAUCUAUGGCAUUAAUCCAAUAUCCGAUCCUGAACUCAAGUGUUGAUGAAAAAUGUGAAAAUAUAACAUAUAAGGCUUCUCACAAUAUAGGCAUAGCAAUGGAUAUAAGAAAUGAGCUUAUGGUACCAUGUAUCAAGGAUGUACAAUCAUUGAGCAUUUUUGAGAUUGCAGCAGAGCUACUCCGACUGAGAGAUCUUGGUAUAAAGGGUAAACUUGGUACUGAUGACCUGUCUGGUGGAACAUUUUCUCUUUCAAAUAUAGGAUCAAUUGGUGGAACCUAUGCACGACCUGUGAUACUCCCUCCCCAAGUAGCUAUUGGUGCUUUGGGUAAAAUACAGGCUUUACCAAGAUUUGACGAGAACGACACUGUGGUUAAACGACACAUUAUGCAAGUCAGCUGGUCUGCCGAUCAUCGUGUGAUAGAGGGCGCCACUAUGGCGAGAUUCUCGAAUCUCUGGAAAUCAUAUCUGGAGAAUCCAAAAACACUUAUACUUGAUAUGAAAUGAAACUAAAUUUAAGUGUUAAAAAAGUGUGAAGUGAAUAAUUUGGAAAUUUAGACCAACAAAACCAAACCAAGCAAAACAACUAACAUUAAUGGGUUGUUUUUAAUUAAUUGAUAAGAUUUAUGACUUACUGUAUGUAUUUAAAUGAAAUUAGCGUGUUGUGAAAUGAUUGUUUAGGCUUUGUGACUAUUUGUAUAGAACAUAAUCAGAACUUUUACUUUAGAACAAUUUCAAGAUGAUUAAAAGAGCUUUCAUUAUUUUAAAAUAACACACUUGCAUACACAUGGGUUUUUCUUUGUUAAUUGUUGUUUGCGUAAGGUGAUGUUCAUAAACACUGAUAUCUUUAUUUUUACCUCAUUCUUUUUUUGAUUUUUUACAUUCUUUUCAGUCAGAAGGUUUACAUCUGUGAAUUUUUUAUUGUUUUAUGUAACAUAGACUUGUUGUGUAAAUAGCAAAAGCUAAAAAAAAAAUUUUUCAGUGUAGUGAGUGUAGUUAUACAUUUUAAGGCUAUGGUCUUCAGAUACACAAUAAUAUACUUGUAUUUUUUUUGAUUGUGUAAAAUUAUUGCAUUCCUUGAAAUAGGUGCAUUAGAAUUUUCCAGCUUUGGUCCUCAAUUUGGACAUCAGGUUCAUUUAUGUAUGACCAAUUUUAUCCCUUUUACUUUCACUCUUCCCAACUUAACCACUUGUUUGGGAAAUGAAAAUUUGACCUUGGAUUACCUUAAAAUGUGAAUCAGCAACCUACUUCUAAAUUGAAGAAAUUAUGACCAAUUCUAGCAAUGGAUAACUUAAGAAUUUUCCAGGGCCAUGAUCAGCCUCUUUAUCAUUUUCAAUAAUUAGUGUAAAUGUAUUUUUUUGAUUACCCAAAACGCAGGGUAUUUUCUGUAAAAUACAUGUUUAUGACUAUGUCAAAUUGGUUAAUUUUCACAUAACACAGUAAACGGUACUUUUCACAUAAUACAAUGUACGAUUCAGUUAUGUUGCACAUUAAUAUUCAGUUAUAUUUCACAUAACAAUACACCGUUUCUAUUUACCAUUUGUGUCUCAUAACAUUAGAAUGUAAUUUUUCCAUGGUCUUAAGAGUUCUAAAUUUAAAUGAACUCAUUGAUAGGACAGGUAUAAAGCUUGAUUUAAAACAUUGUUUUAUGCACCAGUUAUUGUAAUCAUGGCCAACCCACCACUGGGUAAGUGCACACAAAGUGAGAUGGAGCAGGCUUUUGACCUCUCGUUUGUCCCAAGUUGCUAUAUUAAUGCGAUGAUUUUGUUUCGGCGCCAAACUGGCCGCAUGUAUGUUUCAGUGACAGGGGAUUUUGCUGGAAUUUAACCAUCUGAAUAUCUCUGUUAGAUUGGGAUUUAUCAGGGAUUGGAAAGUCGAAAUGUCAAAGUUCACGCUACUUGCCGAUGAUGGUGUGGCGAUGGUGUCAAUUAACUGGUGCAUUAUCAGCAAUUUGUUAUGCAUUGUUUGAGUUUGUUUGAAAUAUUUAUUGAUGCAUGAUUUUGUAAUAUAGAAUCUCAUAAUACCAAAUGAAAUAAAAAUCAUGAAAU